AUAUAUAUAUAUAUAUAUACAAUAUAUAUAUAAAAUUUAACAAGAAGAUAAUCAUCACACAACUGGGCAAUCAUGUGGAAAGACAGCGGUCCUACUAUGGACAAUUCUUCAUAUUUGCCGAAUCAUCUCCCGCCACCGUCCUUGGUCGUGUUUUCACAGGCCGGGGGACUCCCCGAUGGCUUGCGAAUGCAGAGACCCUUCAAUCCACAAGUAACCGACUCGAAAGAACUGCAAGUGCCAUUCAGCACAGCAGCAUCACUGGGCUACGGACUUCAUCACAUGCUGCAUUUGCCGCAUCAAUUUCUUCAUCCGUUGGAUCCACGUUUACCAUUUGGUGCAUUUCGUCCACUAGGACCAUCGGCAUUUGCGCCACCGAGCAAGUGCCUAAAAGUCGAAACCGGAGGUUCAAGUGUAUCAUCUGGUCUCGCAAGUAUCGGUUCGCUGUCAAAUAUGUCAAAUAUGUUUUCGCCAUCACUACCGUCGUCCGGAGUUGCCGGCGGUCUACCUGGUGGACCGAGUAAUCAAGAAGUUGCACCACAAAGUCCUGCUGGUUCAGCAAGUCGUUCACCUCUUGGAACAGGACCCGGUUCAACUAAUGCCUCUAAUCGUGGACAGAGUCCUGAUGAUGAUGACCGUGACACAAAUGCAACACCUGGUUCUGAGAACACCGAGCGAUCUACGCCCGAGGAAGGACGGCCCUACAGACUGGGGCCAGUAUUCGGGGGUCGAUGCGGCGCAGAGGCGCUUGGUUUGGGUCUAGGACUGUCACUGGGCCCAGCCUACAGGUUCGCUCUGCCCCCGGGACUCGCUGCCAAGACCACCCGUUGUCUUUUACAAGACCAAGGUAAGAAAAAAUUUUCGUCAGAUCCGUCGUGUUGUCCGGUUUGCGGUGUUACCGUAAGACCACAAGAACUCGAGCAGCAUUUCGCGCAGGAAUUAGAUCGGCUUUACAAGGUAUCUGUUAAUAAUUCACGACCAAGACAGAGGUUAUCGUUACCCCCGGGACAUCAAGAUCAUCAGCAUGGACUGAUGCUUCACGCACCUUCGACUGCUGAUGGAACGAUACAGGGAAGAUGGGAGACUUACAAAAGGAUUCGCGCUAAUCGCCAAGCGAGAAUCCGGGUUAAAAAUCGUAAAAGAAAAGCAGAUGAGCCAGCGUGUCCUGUAUGCAGUGAACGUCUCUCGGGUACUCCAGAAGAACUUAAUCAGCAUGUAGAGCGAUGUCUAGCUAAACAUAAUGGUGGUAAUCCUGGAUCACAUGUAAAUUUAGAUGACGAAGAAGUGGACGUUGAAGGUGAUGCCGAAACAUUUGAAGAGUACGAAUGGGCUGGACAGAGAAGGAUUCGAGCCAGUUCGAUGCUAGUGGGAGGAUUUUCUGCCGCCGGAUUAGCCACGUCAACGAGUAAUCGUUCGAGUAAUCAAGAAGAGGAGGAAGAUUUGGUUGUGGAUGGGGAUGACGCAGCGCAGUUCGGACCCGCUCAGUACUCGGAAGCUGAUGUGAUAGCGCCCCGGGGUGAAGGCUCAUUAAGAGAACAAAAAGAGCGCGAUGCAUUACGUGAAGCUGUUAUAUCACCAAAUGCACCGCUUACACCCCACACACCCCCGGAUCAACCACACGGUGCCCAAGUUGAUGUUAAAUCAGAACCUGGUACUACUAAUAUUAAUAAUUCAAUGUCCGUAUCACCUUCUUCUACACCACGACAACGCAGUGACAGUGAUGAUGCUGGUUCUGCCUCAUCUCCAAAACGCGAAGGCACCGACGCCCCUAUUGUUGAUGCUCUGCGCAAUAGAAUUCGCGAGCUAGAAAAUGAAAUGCGGGGUCAACCUUUCAAGUGUUUAAUUUGUAUGGAACAAUAUAAAAAACCAGUAACUUCAGUGUGUUGUUGGCACGUCCAUUGCGAGCAAUGUUGGUUACAUACACUAGGAGCUAAAAAAUUGUGUCCGCAGUGCAACAUGAUCACAUCACCGUCGGAUUUACGACGUAUUUAUAUGUGAAACAUAGUAACGACUAUAGUUUUGAAACCCGACAAAAUAGAUAAAGAUAAAAGACCUAGUCUUAAAAAUGAAUCCGGAUAAAUUAUUUAAUUCCAGCAAUUGAAAUUAUUUUAUGGACUCUAAAGAACAAAUAAAUAUAAUUGUACAUUUUGUAUAUUUAAAUUAAAUUAAUUGAUUCAAGUCCUGUUGUGUAUUUAGUAUUUAGUAAAUUAACUAUUAGUUUUUAAUGAAAAAGAUAUGAAAAUAUUAUAUUACUGAUUAUUAAUAAUAAUAAUGAUAAUAAUAAUUAUUAUAAAUCUAAUAACAAUAAUAAUAAAUACAACAAUAAUAAUAAAUAGUAUUAUAAUUGCCCGCCCACAAUUAGUUAAUUUAAAUCAUAAUUAAAUAAAUAAAAUAUCUAAUUGCACUUUCAUA
This is a messenger RNA of Microplitis demolitor, 2409 nucleotides long. RefSeq names its product E3 ubiquitin-protein ligase Rnf220. Gene Ontology annotation, biological process: protein ubiquitination. NCBI's taxonomy places the organism in Eukaryota, Metazoa, Arthropoda, Insecta, Hymenoptera, Braconidae. The coding region runs from base 73 to 1995 and encodes 640 amino acids. The transcript is spliced from 9 exons. The record is from RefSeq and is a predicted model, not a curated record. Gene Ontology annotation, molecular function: ubiquitin protein ligase activity; metal ion binding.